Molecule: messenger RNA, 704 nt
Organism: Truncatella angustata
Lineage: Eukaryota; Fungi; Ascomycota; Sordariomycetes; Amphisphaeriales; Sporocadaceae
Exons: 3
Coding region: 1-351 (116 amino acids)
Source: RefSeq, a predicted model, not a curated record
AUGGUUGGAUACGCCAUUUACCCAUCGAUGGUUGAUGAAGAGCUCUCUAUGCACGAGGAUGCUGCUCGGCCAGGAAGGAGCUUAUUCUAUGCCCGGGUUCCAUGGUAUCUCCUCCUCUUAGAGCUUUCCAGCGUCGCCAAUCCGCACAUUCUAUUCCAAUAUGGUAUUGACACCAUAGUCGAUGUGCCUACUGUUGGAGAAAAUUUGCAAGUUCAAAUGAAUAAAAUGGCUUAUCCUUCAGCACCGCAAAGCUUCGGUGAUGAGACUGGCAAUGUCGCCGCCCAGCUCAAAACCUCUCUCACAUCCUACGCUGCUCAGGUAGCUAGCGUCAACAAUAAUGUGACAUCCUAGAUGGUCCUUCUAGACUUGUUCAAAGUACAACACGACCUCAAUUUCCGAACCCGAAGUUGCUUUGGCUGAAAUUCUCGUCCACUAGGCUAAUGGUAUCUGGGAUAACGAACACUGGGCUCUUCUGCCCCUCUCCCGCGGUAAUAUACAUAUUAAUACUCUAGCACGGCUGAAACACAACAAUAAACCCUAACUCCUUCAUGCUAGAUUAGGACAUGCAGGAGCAGGUCGACACAGUUUGCUUGAUUCGCAAUUUGUACAGUACAGAUCCAUACGCAGCCCCGGUUGUCUCGGAGACGAAUCCUGGUCUCGAGGCCGUACCAUUGUCGGAUAACGAUGACGCUAGGGUAAAAUAG